AUGCAUCAAAUUGCAAAGACUAGUAGCAACUUGAUACCGCCUGGAGACGAUGUCUCUCAAUACUCCAAGGCUGAGAUCAAGAUGCGUGUAUACGGGUCCAAGCUCGUCUUGGUAGUAGAGCAGAUGCAACUCCUUACGAUAUGGUUGGUCAAGGCCUGCUUGCUCAUAAUGUACAACCGAAUGACGCUCGUUCUGCCGCAACACAAAAUCGUCGUCGCUACCUCUAUCUACGUCGCUGUCGCAUUCGUGGUCAUGGAAGUACUAUAUCUUGGGGUUUGGUGCAGGCCGUUCAAUCAAUAUUGGGCAGUACCUCCCAAUUCGAAACAAUGUUCGGCAGCAACAAACCAUCUCAUCACCAACGCAGUCUUCAACAUUUCCAGCGAUUUGAUCAUCCUAAGCAUACCCAUGCCGCUGCUCUUCAAAGAUUGCAACACAAUGCACAUUCACGACGUCCUUAUCAUUGGUGGCGGGCCAUCAGGCCUAGCAGUAGCAGCACGACUCCGUGAACACACACCAUCGGCAACCUUCACAGACGAUGAGCACCAACGAUACCACUGGAUCCGGAAACAUGGCCGAAAAAUGAACAUCAAAAACUACCGAACGAAUAAGGACUCAUUACCAACGCCACCCUCCACCCCCGGUAGCUCAGAAUGUGGCUGCGAUCAUGAUGUACCAACCGAUGAAUUCAUAGACAUAGUGGUUCUCGAUGCAGAUGGCGCAGACUGGAUGUCCAAAUGGAAACGCCUCUUCAAAACCUUUCGCAUCGAUUACCUUCGAAGUCCGAUGUUCUUUCACGUUGAUCCCGCUGAUCGUGAUGCACUGCUCGGGUACACGUAUGAAAAGGAGAGGGAGAAGGACAUUCAAGCUUUGCCUGGCGUUGCCGGAAAGGAAGUCAGCAAGCAUAAAAAGAAGAAGAACUUGAAGACGCAAGGGCGAUUUUUGGGUCGCACACCCGAUGUGGAUGAAAGGGAUCGAAAAGAUUACUAUGUGCCACGUACCGAUCUAUUUGAUGCGCAUUGUGAAGAGGUUAUCAAGAGAUAUCGACUUGGCAAGGAUCUAUUGAGAAAAGAGAGCGUCAUGGACAUCCAAUAUGACAAGGUUUCGAAGUUUGACAAGACAGAGCUCAGAAGUUUCAUCUCUGAUGGUGCAGUGGCGGAUGAGAGAAAAGUAUUUCGGGUCGAAACAGACCAAGGCGCACGCUUUGCACAUCUAGUUGUGCUGGCUGUCGGUCCUGGGAAUGCGCCAUCGAUACCCCUCGUUCCUGGUCUACCUACUCAACAUCCACACGAAGGCUUUGCUCACGCGAUGCAGAUUAAGCAAUUUCCACCAUCUCAUGUGAUGGCUAAAAUUCAGGCUCGUCAGCUGACGAGUAUGCUCAUCGUCGGUGGCGGCUUGACGAGCAUCCAACUCGCAGAUUUGGCGAUUAAGCGGGGCGUCAACAAAGUGUGGAUGCUCAUGCGUGGACCACUUAAGGUCAAACAUUUCGACGUAGAUUUAGAGUGGGUCGGCAAGUUUCGGAACUUCAAGCAAGCUGAGUUCUGGACGGCAGACACAGAUGAAGAGCGCUUUGAUAUGAUUGUACAAGCCCGCAAUGGAGGUAGUAUGACACCACGCUACCGGAAAAUUCUCGAUUCGCAUGUCGCGUGUCGAAAGAUCGAGCUACGUAACUAUACCAAACUCCAUUCCGCGAAAUGGGAGCAACCAUCCAAAACAUGGGCCUGUGAGGUGUCUUCGGCAGAAUCAGUCCUCAAGCUCCCGCCUGUAGACUAUAUGGUCUUUGCAACCGGUAUCCAGUCUGACAUCCGUACUAUUCCUUACCUUCAGAGCAUCCAACAACAAUAUCCAAUCAAGUGCAUUGGCGGUUUACCAUGCCUGAACGAAGACUUGAUGUGGGACGACAAUGUUCCUCUGUUUGUGACAGGACGACUGGCCGGAUUGAAACUGGGGCCCGGAGCACCGAACCUAGUCGGGGCAAGAGUAGGCGCUGAGAGAAUUGCUUGGAACGUGGACGAAGCUCUCAAGAAACUGGACAAGCUAAGUAACAAUGCGCAAGACGAGAGCGGUGACAAUAGUAGCGAUGAGAAGAUGGUUGCCUAUGCUGCGGCAAGGGAUAAUCGAUUCGAUAGUUUGUUCGAGUUAGACGAUGCUACCGCCUAG
Messenger RNA from Alternaria burnsii, 2157 nucleotides. RefSeq names its product nucleotide-binding domain-containing protein. NCBI's taxonomy places the organism in Eukaryota, Fungi, Ascomycota, Dothideomycetes, Pleosporales, Pleosporaceae. The record is from RefSeq and is a predicted model, not a curated record. Bases 1 to 2157 code for a protein of 718 amino acids. The transcript is spliced from 5 exons.